Messenger RNA from Kwoniella mangroviensis CBS 8507, 1104 nucleotides. RefSeq lists its product as uncharacterized. The record is from RefSeq and is a predicted model, not a curated record. The transcript is spliced from 3 exons. The coding region runs from base 1 to 1104 and encodes 367 amino acids. NCBI's taxonomy places the organism in Eukaryota, Fungi, Basidiomycota, Tremellomycetes, Tremellales, Cryptococcaceae.
AUGGACCAUUCCAGCCAUAACCAAAGAUUCUCUAGGCAAGACGUGGAUGACUCCAAUGAGUACGCUCAAGGAUGGGAGGACACUGAUACAUUUGGAACAAUUAUGGAAGCUGUAACACAACAAUCUCACUUGCAGCCAUCAACGGAUGUGAGAUUCGCCGGCCAUAAUUACGACUCACCUGCGUGGGAACAACCACAAUAUCCUGCGUAUCAUCAAAAUUGGCCUAGCAUGUAUCCAUCUCAUGGCAGGUCCCGAGUCUUGAUCGGUGUACCUGGCUCCGAAGCCGGAUACGCCAGCUCAUUUCAAACGAGCAAGACAAAUUGGCUCAUCCAAAUGCAAGUACCGAGAUCAGGUGAUCUCUCUGCGUCGUCAAGUCAGACACCUCCUUCAUGGAGAAGAAGUCGUGGCAGACCAUCUGAUUUUAAGUCCACUUCCAACAAACCUAAAAAGGAAAGGAAGAAAGAGUUUCUCUCCCCAGGGAUGGAUAACAUCAUCAACACCGGCCGCAAAGUCAUGGGGGCAACGCUUGAAGCUUUUAGAGCUUCCAAGGCAGCUAAUUUCUGUGCCGAUGGCCCAGCGCUGUCUCAUUGGGCUACGUUAACCCCGACAACAGAUCCCGGCGUGUGGUCGACCCCUACAAGGCGGGGUAAGACUUUCAAGGAGAUCCGAGGGCAUAAAGGACUUCCUGUGAUGACUGCUAGAGAGCUGUAUAUGGGUCAAUGGAGUUGUCAGUUGACCUUGACGUUCGCUUCUUCAGGUAAAACCAUAACAGGUACGGGUAUGACUCCGAAGAGCGGCGAGUCUUUGGAUUUUCGUCAAGUAGGAUUAUUAGAUGACACUUCCAUAGACCAGAGUGAACCAUUUUCAAAGAAAACCAAACGCAACGCUGAUCUGUUAUACCAGAGAAUCAAAGCUGAACAUUCACCCCUCCAACAAGCUCGUGUAUCAUACGUAUGCUUUGAAGAACAUAGCGAUCGGUAUGAUGUUCAGGUACCCUGCACUGUUCUGACGCAAUACGGUGUUCUUCCAGCAAGUAUCAGUGUAUUCCUGGACGUGGAGCUUUUGAACUCUUCCGAAUGUUUGGAUCAGGAUAAUGAACCUUAA